Molecule: messenger RNA, 726 nt
Organism: Python bivittatus (Burmese python)
Lineage: Eukaryota; Metazoa; Chordata; Lepidosauria; Squamata; Pythonidae
Product: von Willebrand factor C domain-containing protein 2-like
Biological process (GO): negative regulation of BMP signaling pathway
Cellular component (GO): AMPA glutamate receptor complex
Molecular function (GO): protein binding
Source: RefSeq, a predicted model, not a curated record
AUGCCCUUUUCUUUGGAACGGCUGAGCCUGACGUUGCUGCUGGCUGUGGUGGCUCGGCCCGGGCUGGCAGGGUCAGUUAGCACUUGCGAUGCCAACGGGAGCCUGUACUUCGUGGGUGAAUGGUAUUCCCUGGAUAGUGACAACUGCAUCCAGUGUGAGUGCACGGCGGAAGGACCAGCAUGUGCCCGCAGCGACUGCGCCGCUCUGCCGCCUGCCUGCAUUCACGUCAGUCACUACCCGGGCGACUGCUGUCCGCGCUGCGAACGCGUCGGCUGCGAGCACCGAGGGCAGGUUUAUGAACUGGGGCAGCAUUUCCAGCCUUCCGAAUGUGAGCAGUGUACCUGUGACUUGGAUGGAAUUGCCCGCUGCCUAGUAGCAGACUGUGCCCCCCCACCAUGUGUCAAUCCCAUCUAUGAAAAAGGCCAUUGUUGCCCUACCUGCAAGGAAGGGCCAAACUGCUAUGUAGAUGGGAGCCAGCACAUUAUUCCUGCUGGAGAUAGCGUCUGGGUAGGUCCCUGCACUCGCUGCCGCUGUCAUGAUGGCCAAGAAGCUGGCUACUGGGAAGGAAACCGCUUAGCCAAAUGUGAGCGGCUGGCAGGAUGCCAAGCUUCAGCUGGACACCAUUUCUGACUCCCUUUAAACAUUAAGUGGUUCCUUAACCACAUCUUACAAUCUCUUUAAGGGCUAGGUUACAAAGAAACCCCACAGGAUACCCCUCAGCCAGCU